GUCCUCCCUCCCAUGAUGACAUGGUUGAUAUUGAUCUCUUUCUAUUAAAGUGGAAGAGCUAUCUGAGUGUGUUUGCUCAUCACACUCAUUUGCUUACAAGAAGAAAACCCUUCAAUUCCCCUCAAAGUUUGGUUUUUCUGUGCAUUUUAGUCAUCAAUGGCUGCGGCUUCAACUGAUUCCAUACCAUCUGUAGACAAGGCUUGGGUGUACUCAGAAUAUGGAAAGUCUGCAGAUGUUUUGAAACUUGAUCCCAAUGUUCCUGUGCCUGAAAUAAAGGAAGACCAGGUGCUCAUCAAGGUGGUUGCUGCAGCUCUUAACCCAGUUGAUUACAAGAGGAUGUUUGGGUAUUUUAAGGCCACUGACUCUCCUCUACCUACUGUUCCAGGGUAUGAUGUUGCUGGUGUGGUGGUGAAAGUGGGAAGCCAAGUAACAAAGUUUAAGGUGGGGGAUGACGUAUAUGGGGAUCUGAAUGAGAAAGCUGUGCAGAACCCAAAAAAGGAGAAGUUUGAAGAAUUGCCUGAGAAAUUUGAUGUGGUAUAUGAUACAGUUGGGGAGUCUGAUAGGGCAGUGAAGGCAGUGAAAGAAGGUGGGAAGGUAGUGACAAUAGUAUCAGGUGCAGUAACACCACCGGCCUUCUCUUUUGGGCUGACUUCAACUGGGACUGUAUUGGAGAAGCUGAAGCCAUACUUGGAGAGUGGGAAGGUGAAGCCGGUGCUUGAUCCCACAAGCCCAUAUCCCUUUUCCAAGACUGUUGAAGCAUUUGCCUACCUUGAAACUUCCAGGGCUACAGGGAAGGUGGUUGUGCAUCCCAUCCCAUAAGAAAGAUGAUAGAGAUUGUGCAGGCAGGCAGGCAGGCAAUCAAUCAGUUUGUAAGUUAUGUAUUUGUAAUCUGCUGGUUGUGUAAACUUAAAUUGUUGUAACAUGUAAUAAUGGGCAUGUGAGAUGCUUAUAUGUAUUAUAUACGAAGUCGGGAGUUUUGCAUAU
Molecule: messenger RNA, 984 nt
Organism: Prunus avium (sweet cherry)
Lineage: Eukaryota; Viridiplantae; Streptophyta; Magnoliopsida; Rosales; Rosaceae
Product: 2-methylene-furan-3-one reductase-like
Molecular function (GO): oxidoreductase activity, acting on the CH-CH group of donors, NAD or NADP as acceptor
Source: RefSeq, a predicted model, not a curated record